This is a messenger RNA of Pocillopora meandrina, 3605 nucleotides long. NCBI's taxonomy places the organism in Eukaryota, Metazoa, Cnidaria, Anthozoa, Scleractinia, Pocilloporidae. The record is from the annotation of a GenBank genome assembly.
AUGGCGGCCGUCGAAGACGAAGUUGAUAAAGAUGGAGAAGACGUUACUUUCAAAUCACUGGUAAUAAGGGGUUAUAAUACACAUUUCUAGAUAAAGGCUCUCAAAUGAAACUUUUAAUUUGGCCUUUGAUGUUUUCAUAAAGGGAAUUGUCGAUGUUUUGUGUGAAGCCUGCCAACAAUUGGGAUGGAAGUCACCCACAAAGAUACAAAGAGAAGCCAUUCCAGUUGCUUUACAAGGUAGUUAUUGGUAAAAUUUGGCAAUAUUUCGAGAGUAUUUCAUAUUUUAUUGGGUAGAGAAUGCUUAUUAAUGAUAGGCAAUCUAAAUCGAGCCAUUAGGGUUGGGGACCUUGUCCUGGUGGUCUUUUUUGUUUAUCACUUAAACUCUCAGAAGUGAUCAACAUGCUAUUUCUCCCUUUAACAUCCAUACAUUAUCCAGCAAACAGGUCUUGAGAAUACUCAAAUUUAUCAGGUAGAAUUUGUUAUCCUGAUCUAACACCAAAUUCUCACGACUAAUUUACAAGGAAAUGUGUGUCACCUAGGGAGGAGAAUCAGCAGUAAGGAUUAAACACCUUAUGUUGAUGGCUUAUCUCAGUAAAGAGGAAACACAUCAUAACUGUUGGAUAAUAAGAAAGGGACACACCAUGGGUAUAUGACAUGACACAUUCCAUUAGAUAAAAGAAUACACACUGGCCCCUCUUUUCAUUUUGUUGAAAGUGUCAACAUGGCCAUUAAUUUUUUCUUGCACUGAAAACUUGGCAGUGUUUUUGCAGUUUUUUGAUCCUUUAAUAUGCUUUGGAUUAUCUUAUACUUUUUCUUGCAGGCAAUGAUAUAAUUGGUUUAGCAGAAACAGGUUCUGGGAAGACAGGAGCAUUUGCUCUUCCAGUUCUUCAGAAGCUACUUGAAAAUCCGCAGAGAUUGUAUGCCCUUAUUCUAACACCAACAAGGUUUGAUUGUGUGUAUUCUUCAAAUCCAGUUUGUUUUUUUACUUCAUAUGCUCAGGUUAAAGUUUAGUAUAUGUGAAAUUAUGGAAAGAGAAUUUUUAAAGAUUGUUCAUUGUUUUCAUAUUUGUUUUAAUCAGCCAUAAUAAAAGUUUACUUAAUAGUCAUUAUUUUAUACUCUAUUCUUUGGCGUACUCAGAGAACUGGCAUUUCAGAUUUCUGAACAGUUUGAAGCCUUAGGUGCAAGUAUUGGAGUGAAGUGCGGUGAGUUUUUUAAUUUUUUAAUCUAAGAUUAGGUUUAUUUUGCUUUGCUUUGCUCUGUGAUUGGUCUCAAAAACUUGUACCACACUCUCAACCAAUUACAGAAUGAUGCAAAACUAGAACCAAUCAUGGCUUGGCCACCUGUGUUUUCCCAGGCUUUGGACAGUUUGCUUGGUUUUAGUUUAAGUUCUCAUGGGUUUUACUGUUGUGGUAAUUUUCUCUCUUCUUCUUACUGGUUGUGGUCAGGCAAAAAGCCUCACAUCAUAAUAGGUAAUGAAAAAAUACCUUAUUUAUAACUUUAUCUUAUCAAUAACCACUUGAAAUGCGUAUACAUGUAUGUCACUGAAACCUCUUUUAAAAAGUUAUUUCUAUGAAGAUGAUCUGAUGAUGUUCAGCCCUUUUCAGGCAGUAACUGGUAAAAUUUACAGCCUCUUAUACCUUUGUAACUGCCUGAUUUCACUUGUAAUUAUUGAAAAUUUUACCAAUAGAAGGAUUGCUGUGCAGGUUUAAAAAAUUUAUUUCACUUCGUCCUGCUUAAAAUAAGGAGAACCCCUGCAUUAUCCUUUAAAAUGUCAGCAAACCAGAACUGUUUUCAUUUCUUGUUUAUCACCCCAACAGAUAAAUUGUCCUAUCAGAUUUGACAGAAAAUAGUGAAUAAGUUAAAACCAGAGAUAUCUAAUGUUCAAUUAUUAUGAUCUAUUUUUCAUCUACACUCUGUAUCUGUAUCUGUAACAAAUUGAUCUUAUUGUAAAUUUAUGUUUGUGACAUUUAUUUCCAAUAAGGGGAAGUAGGCACUGAAAAAUUUUUUUUUUUUAGCCUCACCAGGAAGGCUUGUUGAUCAUCUAGAAAACACAAAAGGAUUCAAUUUAAGAACUCUGAAAUACCUGGUAAGUGAAUAAUGUCACAAUUACUCUAGUUACUUUUGAAACAAGUUUAUCCCCACAUAUACACCUGUACAAUGUUUUCCAAAUCUCUUUACCUUGUCACUGGGUCUACAAAUGAUCAGAAUACAAAUUAAAAAGGUAAUCUUUUUGCUAAUUCUUUCACUUUUUAUUUAUAGAUAAUGGAUGAAGCUGAUAGGAUAUUAAAUCUUGAUUUCGAAAAAGAGGUAUGUGAAAGAAAUGAUAGAAAAUAAAUUGAUUUAAAAAAUUAUCUUUAUUAGUACAACUUUGCAUGGGCUCUUAGAAACAGAAGAGAAACUUAUCUAGAAAUCUCUAUUUCUUUUUAUUUGUCAGUUUUUGUUGACAUGUAGUGUUGUAUGUAUUUGCUUGUUUUGUUCCCCAUGAAUUGAAUUUCAAGUCAGUUGGAGUAUUGAAAGAGGUUUUUUGCUUUCAAUAAGGAUAGUGCUUUCUUCUUUCGCAUUGUGUACAUAAACAAAUUUAAAAAAUAGUUGGUAUUAGGGAGCUUAUGCAAAACCAAAAACGUCAAUGGCAACAAGGAUAUGGCAGAACAGGAGAUGUAAUUGGCAAAACAAUAGCACAGCACAUGCAUUUAAGAACUUUGUACAUUCCCAAGCUAUUCUCUGCAAAGCAAAAUGGUAAACACACCAAAAUUUGGUGAUAAGUUUCCAGUUGGAACUCAUUGCUACUCACAUACCUCAAACACAUCCAGCCAUUCACAAAAUUCUAACUAGUACAAGUAUAGUUUCAGUUUUUUUUUUUAAUAACUCCCUUGGUAUUGUCGUCUUCACUGUAAGGUCUCUUACAAAACUGAGAGGAGGGAAGUAUCAUUAGGUUGAACAGAGAGUCUCACAUUUGCUGAACUUUAGGUGGACAAGAUAUUGAAGAUAAUUCCUAGAGAGAGAAGAACAUAUUUAUACUCUGCAACCAUGACAAAAAAGGUGACGGAUAUUCUAUAUUUCAUAGUAAUAAAAUACUAAUAGUUACCUGGGAGAAUAAUCAGCUGUCAUUUAUUUUGAAACACUGUACAAUAUGUUAUUUGUUUAUUUUGGAAGGGAGAGUAGAUCGCAGACAGAAAAGAAAAAAAGAUUAUUUCAGACUGUCAUUAUAUUAAAUCAAAAGACAUUAGUUUUAUUUUUCUCCAACAGUAACAGUAAGGUAUAACAGUAAGCUAUAUUGGAAAAAUGCACAUCAGUGAAAAAAAAUUGAGACUGUAUAAUAGCAAUAUCACAUGCCCCAUAUACUGUGUUUUUAAAUCUGAUUCACCUGAAUUAUGUCACAGGUUCAAAAGCUUCAAAGAGCUUCUUUACAAAGUCCUGUUAAAGUUGAAGUUGCUACAAAGUAAGUGGUGUUCUUACCUGUUUGGUGCUCUCUGUGUGAUAACAAUGUAGCAAUUAUCAAGUAGGGUUGUGGGUUAGCCUCAGCUCACAGAAUUUCCUUCUCUUUUAAGAUACACCACUGUGGACAAGUUACAGCAGAGUUAUUUGUUUAUACCAAAACAAAUUUAA